Dichotomopilus funicola is the source of this 1650-nucleotide messenger RNA. Its product is annotated as general substrate transporter. Bases 1 to 1650 code for a protein of 549 amino acids. Gene Ontology annotation, molecular function: carbohydrate:proton symporter activity. The record is from RefSeq and is a predicted model, not a curated record. Gene Ontology annotation, cellular component: membrane. The transcript is spliced from 4 exons. Gene Ontology annotation, biological process: transmembrane transport; carbohydrate transport. Lineage: Eukaryota; Fungi; Ascomycota; Sordariomycetes; Sordariales; Chaetomiaceae.
AUGACGGUCUCGCAGAAGAUUCUGUCCAAGAUCGUGCGGAACGAGGCCAUGGCCUCGGAUCCGCACGAGAUCUAUGGCUGGCGUGUGUACAUGCUGGCUUGUUCGGCUUGUUUCGGUGCCAUGUCCUUUGGCUGGGACUCGGCCGUCAUCGGAGGCGUCAUUGUCCUGCCGCCGUUCGUCGAAGACUUCGGCCUGGGUGAUUCCAAAUCCGUCGCCACUGCCAACCUCGCUGCCAAUAUCGUCUCGACUCUCCAGGCCGGUUGCUUCGUCGGCGCGCUCCUCGCUUCCCCGCUCACGGAUCGAUUCGGUCGCAAAUGGUGCCUCGUCGGCGUCUCGCUGCUCAUCAUCAUCGGUAUCAUCAUGCAGGCCGCCGCUAGCGGCAGCUUGGGUCCCAUGUACGCCGGCCGCUUCAUCGCCGGCAUGGGCGUCGGCGCGGCUAGCACCAUCAACCCCAUCUACGUGUCUGAGAACGCGCCGCGCGCCAUCCGCGGCCUGCUCACCGGCCUGUAUCAGCUCUUCAUCGUCACUGGAGGCAUGGUUGCUUUCUGGAUCAACUACUCCGUCAGCAUCCAUUUCCCCGCCACCAAGAUCAUGUACAUCUUCCCGCUCGCCAUCCAGGCUUUACCCGCUGUCCUGCUGUGCGUGUGUAUGAUGCUCUGCCAGGAAUCUCCCCGCUGGCUCGCGCGCCAGGACCGCUGGGAUGACACUAAGCGUAUCCUGUCGCAAAUCCGCAACCUACCGCCCACUCACCCGUACGUCCAGGAUGAGUUCCAGGAGAUCGUUGACCAGCUCGAGCACGAGCGCAACAUGAUUGGCGACGCUACCUUCUGGAACCUCCAGCGCGAGAUGUGGACCAUUCCGGGCAACCGCCGCCGCGUGCUGAUCAGCAUCAUCCUCAUGAUCUGUCAGCAAAUGACGGGCACCAACGCCAUCAACACCUACGCGCCUACCAUUUUCCAGAACCUGGGCUUGACAGGUACCUCCACCUCGCUUUUCAGCACCGGCAUUUACGGCAUCGUCAAGGUCACGUCCUGCAUCUGCUUCCUGCUCUUCAUGGCCGACUCGCUUGGCCGUCGUCGCAGUCUGCUGUGGACCUCCAUCGCUCAGGGCCUUGCCAUGUUCUACAUCGGUCUCUACGUGCGCAUUGCCCCGCCCGUGCCUGGCCAAGACGUACCCCCCGCCGGCUACUUCGCCCUCGUCUCGAUCUUUCUCUUUGCUGCAUUCUUCCAAUUUGGCUGGGGCCCUGCUUGCUGGAUCUACGCUAGUGAAAUUCCCGCUGCUCGUCUUCGCUCCCUUAAUGUAGCUUACGCCGCCGCGACCCAGUGGCUCUUCAACUUUGUUGUCUCGCGUGCCGUGCCCAACAUGUUGGUCACCGUCGGAAGCAACGGUUACGGAACAUACCUCCUCUUCGGUUGUUUCUGUUUCUCCAUGUUUUUCUUCGUCUGGUUCUUCGUGCCCGAGACCAAGGGUGUAUCGCUCGAGGCUAUGGACGCCCUGUUUGGCAUGACCGACGACUCGUCCAGCAAGGGCCUGCGGGCCUCCACCGGUGACGGAGCGGCCGAUGGUGCGCAAGACUCCAGCAAGGAGAAGGAGAAGGAGGCCGAGAAGGAUAAGGAGGUACCGCAUGCUCGCGAGGCCGAGGUGGCGUAG